AUCAAUUCUCGAAACACAAUGAAGCGGCUGAGCAGCUCGUGGGAAAAUUUGGAAAAACGCGGCUUAUACACCUGAAAAUAAGAUCAUGGCAGAUUCUUCAAAGCCGAAAACUUCAAAGAGAGAUGAAGAAGGCGGUUAUGAGAAAGAGAUAAUUUCCAAACACCCGGAUAUGGAACUAGCACAGCUACGAUUUCUGGUCAACCAUCCGGACCUCGACCCAAUCAUCAAGAAACAAAAACUUGACCAAUUACAGGCUGCUAUCAAAGAAUUUGACAUGGCACCCUUGUAUGAGCUUAUUUGUGGAGAACUCGGAGUUCCUGCUGAUGCUGCACAGCUGUCAAUAAUGAAGGAGAAUAAUGCUAAGAGGCUUAAAGAAAUAGAGGCAGAAAUCGAGGAUGCUGAAAACAAUCUCGGCGGUACUGAAGUGCGUUUGGCAUGGUUGAGGAAAUUUGAAUAUUAUUGUCAGAUUGGAGACAAGGAGAAUGCAUGCAAAACAUUUACGUCGACUUAUGAUAAAACCGUUGGUAUGGGUUAUCGCAUUGAUCUGGUCUUCAACAUGAUCCGCGUUGGACUCUUUUUCCUCGACCACGCACUCAUCAAUCAGAAUAUCACCAAAGCUAAAGAGCUCAUGGAGCAGGGUGGUGACUGGGAACGUAAGAAUCGUUUGCGUUCUUAUGAGGCCUUGUAUAAAAUGUCUGUGAGAGACUUCGCUGCUGCUGCAAAUCUGUAUCUCGAAGCGGUGCCCACUUUCGGUUCAUACGAGUUGAUGACCUACGAGAAUCUCGUUUUCUACACUGUUGUUACUUCGCUGUUUGCACUCGACCGUCCAGAUCUUCGCACUAAGGUGAUCAAGUGCAACGAAAUACAGGAGCAGCUCACAGGAGGUGGAGUAAACGGUGCACUUGUUCCUGUUCGAGAAUAUCUAGAGGCUUAUUAUGGAUGCCAGUACGAUAGAUUCUUUAUACAACUUGCAGCCCUUGAAAGCGAGAGGUUCAAAUUUGAUCGAUAUCUUGCUCCUCAUUUCAACUAUUACUCACGAGGUAUGCGUCUACGUGCCUAUCAGCAGUUCCUUACACCCUACAAAACGGUUAGAAUGGACAUGAUGGCGAAAGAUUUUGGAGUUUCACGAGCUUUCAUUGACAAGGAAUUGCAUCGACUCAUCGCUGCAGGACAAUUACACUGCAGGAUUGACGCUGUACGUGGUGUCAUCGAAAUGAAUCAUCCUGACUCGAAAAACCAUCUUUAUAAGGCUGUUAUUAAAGACGGCGACAUACUGUUGAAUCGCAUUCAGAAGCUUGCACGCGUUAUAAAUGCAUGAAAGUAUGCCGAAUGCAUUUCCUUGGUCUCAUUCAACUACACCGAUUAAAUUAUUACUCGUCUAUGCAUUAUUCGCGAUAAAGGAAUUUAUCUAUGUGUACAAA
Messenger RNA from Cylicocyclus nassatus, 1421 nucleotides. The record is from the annotation of a GenBank genome assembly. Lineage: Eukaryota; Metazoa; Nematoda; Chromadorea; Rhabditida; Strongylidae.